UCUUUAAGGGGCCAACCAGAUUAUUCUUGAGUGCCGGUAAAGCGUGGUAGCUGGGAGACCAACAGCGCUGCUUAGGGAGACUCACCACUAACCGCCUCUUUCCACCUCCUCACCUUCGCUCUUCCAUUUAUCAAGCACCCUCCGUCCUCGUCAUCUUCCUUCCCCUGGGUCUUCCACCUGCUUAACUUCGCUUUUGACCCUGUCUACUCGCUAGACUUUUAUUUCACUCUCUGAACCGUCUUUCUCCCCAACUCUUCUAUUUUAAUCUGCGCUGCUGCGCCCAGUUUCUACACCAUGGCUGAGAUCCGCCGCAAGCUUGUUAUCGUUGGUGAUGGUGCCUGCGGUAAGACCUGUCUGUUGAUCGUCUUCUCAAAGGGCACUUUCCCUGAGGUCUACGUCCCCACCGUCUUUGAGAACUACGUUGCCGAUGUUGAGGUUGAUGGCAAGCACGUCGAGCUCGCUCUCUGGGAUACGGCUGGUCAAGAAGAUUACGACCGUCUCCGCCCUCUCUCCUACCCUGACUCGCAUGUCAUCCUGAUUUGCUUCGCUGUCGACUCACCGGAUUCCCUUGACAACGUUCAAGAGAAGUGGAUCUCUGAAGUCCUACACUUCUGCCAGGGUCUCCCCAUCAUCCUCGUCGGAUGCAAGAAGGAUCUUCGCCAUGACCCCAAGACGAUCGAGGAGCUGAACAAGACCUCUCAGAAGCCUGUCACCCCCGAACAGGGUGAGGAAGUCCGCAAGAAGAUUGGCGCCUACAAGUACCUCGAGUGCUCUGCUCGAACCAACGAGGGUGUCCGUGAGGUCUUUGAGGCUGCCACGCGUGCUGCCCUCUUGACCAAGACCCACAAGAGCAAGAAGAAGUGCAGCAUCCUGUAAAUUAGUCUAUUCCCCUCGCCUUCGCAAAAGGUCUUUUCAUGCGGAGAUUAUACGAACGGAUAAGCGUCUCGAAUAUUUGGCUGUUUAUGUUUUUCUUAUCUUACAAGGGGAGAUGGAUUUGGUUUGGUGAAAGUGCCGGAGGGUGCCUGAUGCGAGUGUGGUUAAUAUUCAAGCACUGGGCACAUGAGCUUCAUGGAAUUAUCUGGCUGUGCAGUUGGUCGACUUUCUUCUUUUGCAGACUUCUUUUUCUAGGGAGGCGUUGUCAUAACCUUGUGGGCUUUUCGUUUUCUCUUGAACCGUUCUCCAUAGCGCCCCCGAGGCAGCUCGAUUCCCUCCGGCAAAGAGACGCUCUGUUCACUGACAGCAGGUCUGCACCACUACCUAGUAGGGAUAGUGUAGACCGACGGUGUCUUCGCUUCAGCAGUUCGAGCUGGAGGGUUUGAUCAAGCAAGUUGGAAUUUCGUGAUCUGAUAGAAGAUUCCUGUGCCUUUCGGAUUCCCCGCCAAAGUCUAUUCGCCUUUUUCCUUUGCCUUAAUUAUUCUUGGUUAAAGAGAAUGCAUGGAACUAUUUACUGU
Messenger RNA from Aspergillus nidulans FGSC A4, 1451 nucleotides. It is a transcript of the gene rho1, whose product is annotated as Rho family GTPase RHO1. The coding region runs from base 295 to 876 and encodes 193 amino acids. Gene Ontology annotation, cellular component: plasma membrane. Gene Ontology annotation, molecular function: G protein activity; GTP binding; GTPase activity. Lineage: Eukaryota; Fungi; Ascomycota; Eurotiomycetes; Eurotiales; Aspergillaceae. The transcript has 6 exons. The record is from RefSeq and is a predicted model, not a curated record.